AUGCCCGUCUUUCACACCAAGACCAUUGAGAGUAUUCUCGAGCCGGUCGCUCAACAGGUAAAACUUAUUGUUAACCCUAGCUCGAAUAUGCAUGCUUAUAUGUUGUUUGUGUUCAAAAAUCACUUUCUGUUUACACAAUAGUAACAAAAAAACUCCAAUUCAAGUGCAUUUAUUCUUCAUCCCAGCGUGAUCUACUUCUCUCUUUCCAAAAAGACGUGCUCAUAAGGUGAAAAAAAACUUGCAGCUUCAUUAUGUGUUAGCACUAGCGGAAAAAAAUGCGGCAGCUUGUGACGAAGUUCAACAUUUGGGUCGAAGUAUGCCAAAUUUGGCACGUUCUCGCUCGGGUUUAGCCUUGUCACGUGCGUCGAGUCGACGGAGUAUUCCGGAGCUCAUUUCACCGGACACUUUGCGACAAAUUGUCACCGAGGAUGAUUGUCCAGUUUGUCAGCUAAUGAUGCCACGUGGAAAAGAUGGAUGUGUAUGUUUUGUCUUUGUCUUUGUACAUAUUUUAAAUUUUUGUCCAGUUCAAAUCACUGUUUUUUACGUUCUAUGUGUUUUGCUUAGCUUUUCAGGGUCACCCAAACAUAAAUGUUUCCCUCUUGAAACAUACAACUUCCAGGUUUCCCGGCUUGUUAUCCUUCACGAAGAAGCAGAAGAUGGAAAUGCUAUGCCAGAUUUGACGCGACCAGUUGGUCUCGUAUCGCGAGCUGUCGACAACUUGAUUAAGGUCAGUGUUUUUUCACCACCCCCAGAAAAAUCAUGACUCAAACAUUUUUGUUCCCAAAUCAGCGAGCCGCAAAAAUUACAACAACACUAGUCUCUAUGCUCCUAAUACAUUGUGCUAAUAGAAAAAAUCGGUUGCGCACAGGCCCCCGCGUACACAACAAACAUUUUUCAUUCUCUAUUUCUCUUUUCCACCUAGUUCCUGAUAUAUUUUUAUGAAAAAUUGUAUUAUAAUGAUGAAGAAGACAUGAAAACUUUCCAUCGAUCGAUGAGUUCAUUGAGAACUUCUGAGAAGGAAGAAUAUAAUUUUGUUGAGCGCCGAUCUUUUAGGCAUAAAAGAUCAUCUUGGGGUCAAGAAAAUAAGAAGGUUUUCUAUCUUCCUAUUUUCAAAAAAAUCAAAAAUAUUGAUUUGUUUAGGUCGGUUAUGAUACCUGCGACCAUUCUGAUGAUCGAAUUCUCCAACAAGAUAUGCCACCAGCACUUCAACGUGUUGAAGGAUCGUCGAAAUUUCUUGAAGAGGCUUGUAUUUCAUUGAAAGGAGAUCCAUUCUCAGUUCCAGCUCGUAAGAAACUCAUCGACGGAGCUCGCGGAAUCCUUCAAGGAACAUCAGCCCUUCUCUUAUGUUUCGAUGAAUCCGAAGUGCGUAAGAUUAUCAGGGGAUGUAAAAAGGUUUUGGAUUAUUUGGCGGUCGCCGAAGUCAUCGAAUCGAUGGAAGACUUGGCGCAAUUCGUUAAGGACAUCUCGCCGUGGUUAUCCAAAGUUACAUCGGAUGUGAAUUUGAGACAACAAGAAUUGACACAUCAAGUACAUAGAGAAAUAUUGAUUAGAUGUUUAGAUUCAAUCAAGACGCUGUCACCAAUUUUGAUAUGCGCCAUGAAAAUAUUUAUUCAAAUCAACAAUGAUCCAGCACAACGAGGUGAAUUUUAAAAAGUUUCACAAAAACAAAAGGGAAUUUUUCAGGAUCCCAAGAAGCUGCCGAAAACAGAAAUUAUUUAUCACAACGUAUGCUCGAAGAGAUGAAUGAGGUCAUUCGAGUCCUCCAACUCACAACAUAUGAUGAAGAUGAAUGGGACGCAGACAAUGUGACAGUUAUGCGCAAAGCUCUUUCAGCCGCAAAAUCUCUUCUCACCGCUGCUCUCGAUUGGCUCGCCGAUCCACGUGCUCGUCCAGGAGCCAUUGGAGAGAAGGCGAUUCGUAGAAUUUGUGAGUAUGCUGAUCGAAUUGCUGCGCGCGCAUUGCCAGAAGAUUCUCAAAGUAUCAAACGAUCGAUUCAUGAGAUCAACAGUAUGACCGAUCAAUUGUGUGAUUUGAGAAAUUCGGGAAGAUAUGACAGCGAAAACCUUGCCGCUCAAACAGCUCAACGAUUGAAGGAUUUGGUUGGUUCGAAACAUAGCUCAGGACUUAUGUCGGAUGCUCUUCAAAAUGCUCAAAGACACGGAGGAGCUAAUCCAGCUCAUACUGCUGCUGGAAGACUUGAACAAGCGUUGAGAUGGUUGGAUAACCCAGGAUUAGAUGAUGGAGGUUUGGGACUUCAAGCUCUCCGACUUCUCACAUCAGAUGCUCGUAAACUUGCUGACAGAUUGAACCCACAAGACAGGUAAUUUUUUGAAAAAGGGAUGAAUCACAUAUGUCCGUCAGCAAAACCUUUGUGAUCCCUGAUAUUUUUAGAAAUCGCCUUCUCGGAUUAUGUAACGAUAUUGACCGUCUUGCCGCACAAUUAGCCGAUCUCGAAAGACGUGGACUCGGAAACUCACCGGAAGCCCAUCAAAUUAGACAACAACUCAAGGGUGCAUUGAAGGAUCUUGGCGAUUUUAUGAGACGUAUUCUUACCGAUCGUGUUGUUAGUUUCAUACCCUUUUAUGGUCCCCAACAAAUCUAGAUUCAUUUCCAAACGCAUGUUUCCAGGUCGAUGACUUCGCUGACAUCACAACGCCACUCAAGCAAUUCGUGGAAGCCGUACACGCCGACGAGUAUGACCCGCACCGCGAGCCAAACUUCACAGACAAGUCUCAUCGACUCAAUGAUCAUGCCCACAGUAUGACAACCACAGCGAGAUUAGUCGCCAGUUGCGGACCAUCGAAGAAUAAGAAGACUGUUGAGGCGAUUUUGGACACUGCCGAGAAGGUCGAUCAAAUGACACCGCAAAUUAUUAAUGCCGGAAAAAUCAGAUUGCACAAUAAUUCAGAUCAUGCAGAGCAACAUUUCGAAAAUAUCCACAGGUAAAGCUUUUUUCGGUUGACCGAGACCAAGCCUCUGACUUUAACUGGCAAAUGAAAAAUAAUUUCCUGUACGCAAAAGUACGUCGCCGUGUUUGCACACACCAACCCUUGAAGACAAUUUGAAUCUUUAAACUAUUUUCGACACGAAGCUUCGAGAAAAAUCGAAAAUAAUUUUCUAACUUAAAAUUUCUGACCAAACAAAUUUCAGACAAUACGCCGAUGCUCUCCACCGUCUUCGUUCACACGUCGAUGACGCUAUUGAUACCGGAGAAUUUGUGCGAGCUUCCGAAAACGCAAUGCGUAGAUACACAAACAACUGCGAAGGUGCCAUCACAUCAUCCGAUGCUCAAGGAAUGGUUGACAGCACAUCGCAAAUCGCCCGACUCGGUAAUCGUGUUUUGAUGACAGCCAAGAACGAGGCUGACAAUUCGGAAGAGCCAAGUUUCGUUGAUCGCGUCAACAAUGCUGCAUCACAAUUGCAUUCAGGUGAUUUUUUUUAAACAUAAGAUGUUUUUUGUUUGAAACGUAGAGAUUAGGUUAACAAUAAGUUUUAAAAGAAAUUGUCUUUACUAGUAGCGAAAUUUUUUGCUAUAUUGACAUUUGUCUUCUCCCUGCGCACUCCGUUUCUAUCACAUACUUUACUUGCGAAUAAGAGAACACACCGAAGAAUCUUUGAGUUUUAUUUGCUUCUCCUUCUUCUUCGUCUUACUUUGCUGCUUGUAACUCGCUUUCUCCAAUUUUUUCUAUAUUUUUUCAACAACUAUGCCGCAGCGCUAUUCUUAUUCGGUUUCUGAUCCUUACGAUUCUUCGGAUGAAUAUGAUAAUUAUAGUGAGCAAAAUUAUGAAUAUGUAUAUAAAACAAGGGUUGUUCCUCCUAUUCACAACCCUCAAGUGUAUAUAUGUUAGUUUUUGUUUUCAAAUUUUCAAAAGAUUCUGAUCAAUAAAUAAAUUUCUUCCUUUAGCUAUCCCACCAAUGGUAAACCACGCCAAACAAGUCGCAAUGAAUCCACGCGAUCAAUACGCCUCAAAUCAAUGGCGAGGUGCCAACGAUCAUUUAUUGAACAGUGUUCGAGCUGUCGGCGAUGCCAUCACUGGAGUUCCAGUCAACAACGGAAGACAUUCGAGUUAUCAAGAAAGUAUUUCAAGAGCUUCACCAUAUACACCAGCGGUAAGAAUUCGUUUUCUUUUUAAUUCAUGGUCAUUUUUCAAGAGUCCUUAUCAAUGUUUGUUUUUAUUUGUAAAUAAUACAUAGUGACGCUCUCGGGUUACAUGGGAGAGCCAAAAAGUGACAGCUAAAGCGUGGGAAUAUUAUUCUGAUGAGAGGGGGAACUGUCAGAGCAGAGCAAAACAGAAAAAUUUGAAACUGUAAAAUUGUUGGUAGAGUAUCUAGGCAAACAAUUGCGAAUGGUCUUUGAUCAACUGAAAAGUUUCAAAUUUUCCUUGUGUAUUUUGAAGUUGGAACUUCCGGGCAGCUCCAAAAUCAACAUAACUUUCAUUAUUUCGAGAUCUGAUGACCUAGCGUAUAAUGUCGAAGUAGAAAACCAGUGUAGAAUUGAAUGAAUGACAAAAAAACAUUAGUUCGUCAGUCGCGUGCGGCUGUGCGUCGCGGUCGGGUAACAAAGGAAAUUCACGACCAUUUACUCCAAUAGAAAAUUGCCCCCUCGGGUCAGACGAGAGACGACGGGAGUCUGAUGACGUCAUCAAAGACAGAUCGCUUCGAGAUAUUUUUGAGAAAAUAUGUGUCCCUUUGAAAAAAUACCGUAUUUUGUUUCAAGGAACACAUGUUUUAUUGAAAAUAUCUCAAAGCGAAAUUCAUUUUCGAGAUGUUUUUGCAAAAUACUCUCGUCGUCUCGCGUCUGACUCAACGGGCGCCUUGUAUGGUCGUGAAUUGAUUGUUUCCCGACCGCAACGCACAGCAGCGCGCGACUGAAGAAGUAAUUUUUUUUCGUUCAUUCAAAUCUGCACUGACUUUUAUUUUUUACGGCUGCCAUAUUUUUUCAACAAAAUAGUUUUGAAAACAAAUUUCUGAUAUUAGGCAAUCCUAACAUGUUCCCACUAAAUAGGUCAAAAAUGUAGGAAGGAGCAGCGCUAAACCAUGUGAACCGUUAAAAAAAUUUCAGCCACCAUCAUCUCAAAUCAUCCGAAAUGUCACCGCUUCCCCACCAUCCGCACCAAUCGUUCACAACAAGAUGAUAAUCCGCGAAGAAAUCCCAGCUCCACCGCGUCCACCGCCACCAGUCGAACUCUCGCCACCCCCACGACCGCCACCACCACCAGAAUACGAUGAAGAAGAGGAGACACGCGCCUUCUGGGAACGUUAUCCCCUUCCACAAGCCAGUCAUCAACCGAUUCUCUCGGCCGCUCAUAAUUUGCACAAUGAAUUAAAACAAUGGUCGUCGCAAGAAAACGACAUUGUUGCGGCGGCGAAACGAAUGGCGAUUCUUAUGGCGAGAUUAUCGCAAUUGGUUCGAGGCGAAGGUGGAACCAAAAAGGAUUUGAUUGAUUGUGCGAAGGCUAUUGCUGAUUCAUCGGAAGAGGUGACCAGAUUGGCUGUACAAUUGGCGAGAAUGUGUACUGAUAUCAAAAUGCGAAUGUCGCUUCUUCAAAUUUGCGAACGUAUUCCAACAAUUGCCACACAACUCAAGAUUCUUUCAACAGUCAAAGCAACAAUGCUCGGAACAGCCAGUAUGUUUUUUUUUUGUUUUAAUUAUAAUUUCCUUUAAAUUUUCCUUUAAUCAAACUUUUCAGAUACUAUUGGACCAUACGGUCAACAAAUUGAGGGUAAAUAAUGAUUGAAUUGGCAUGAGUGAUACCAAGAUUUUGACUAAACUAACUAACGUGUGAAACCCUUUACCCAAAAACAAAAACCCAUAAAAAAAACUCACACAUUAAUCGAUAUUUUUGCAGGCAGUGAAGAAGAUGAAGAAGCGAUGCAACAAUUGGUAUUGAAUGCCCAAAACUUGAUGCAAUCUGUAAAGGUAAUAUCUUUUUAUAAGAGAGAACGAAACUAAAAAAUAAAAAUCAAAUUAUAGGACACUGUUCGCGCAGCUGAAGCCGCCUCAAUCAAAAUCCGUACAAAUUCUGGACUUCGACUUCGUUGGCUUCGAAAACCAAUGUGGUCGAACUUUUAA
This is a messenger RNA of Caenorhabditis angaria, 6073 nucleotides long. Lineage: Eukaryota; Metazoa; Nematoda; Chromadorea; Rhabditida; Rhabditidae. The record is from the annotation of a GenBank genome assembly.